AUGGCUGCGAAAAGAGUAAAAAAGCUUGAUGGAAGAAAAAAGGGUGACCAAAUCUCGAAAUUGCCGGAUUCUAUCACCCACCAAAUCCUCUCUUUUCUUCCCACCAUUGAGGUAGUUCGGAUGAGCAUUCUGUCCAAGCGUUGGAGACGCGUGUGGUAUUCGGUCCCGGCGUUGAAUUUUUAUCAGAUCCAUACUGACUUGUGGAAAGAACGCUUUGAUAAGUUUGUAGACGAGUGUUUGAAACACCGCGAGAUAGGCAUGCGCUACAUCGCGGAUUCGUCCAUAACCCGAUUUAGCCUUCAGAUGCCACAUGAUGCUGACUACACUCGCGUGGAUAAAUGGUUGAAUUUUCUAGUUGUCAAGAACAAAAUGGAGGAAUUAGAUCUCUUGUUAAGACCCCUGUCUCGCACAGGACUAACAUUGCACUACCGCUUGCCUAAGGCCAUACUUAAAGCACAGUCUUUGACUCUUCUAAAGCUGGAAGGGCUGAAAAUGGAGAGUCCUCUUCAAGUGUGCCUUCCAUUUUUGAAGCUUUUGUCCUUGAAAGAUGUCGGCGGAUUGAAUGAUCAUUCGCUUGAAGAUCUAUUGGCCAACUGUCCUUCUCUUGAGAAACUGGUUUUACAGGACUGCAAGGACUUGUCGGCUCCUCGAGUUUCUUCGUCGAGUCUGAAGUCCUCCGAAGUCCAACUUGUCCCUCGUCAGAAGAUAAAAAUCGAAGCUAUUAACCUUCGAUCUUUGCUUUUUACGGGCGCUCAGUACUGCAGAAUUAGUCUUGCUACAACUUGUGCGGGUCUCGAGAGUCUUUCCUUGUAUAAUGUUGAAUUUCUAGGCCGAUGCUUGGCAGACUAUAUUUUCAAACACACCCUUGAGAGCUUGACUAUAGGUGGAUCUAUCGGAUGGAACGAUGUCAAGAAUAUCCGAAGUCCGCGCCUGAAAAACUUAAUUAUUUCCCAAAGAUUAAGUAAGGAAGCCGGCGCUGUUAAGGUUGAUGCAGUAAAUUUAGUUUCCUUUACCUAUAAAGCUCAUCGCAUGAAAAAGUUCUGUGACAUUUCUUUGAACUCCCCAAAUCUGCGGGUUUGCAAUGUAAAACUUACAAGCCAAUAUCGUAUCUAUGAUACAAACUGGUAUGUCAAUCUGAUGCGCUUACUAUCAGACGUUAGCUGUUCCAAGAACAUGUGCCUGGAUGUCUACUAUGAAGAGGCUCUCAUCAUUCCAAAUGAAUUGAGAAGCAUUUGUCGCUCUUCUUUGCUUGCCGUAGAGCAUCUGAAGGUCACAACAUAUAGUCGAUUGUCGAAAAUGUCCGACUUAAAGGAUUCCUUGUAUUGGCUUUCACCAUCUCUAAAGUCAUUAUCUAUGGAACAACAGAAGAAUGGUUUUCACUUUUAG
Messenger RNA from Morus notabilis, 1386 nucleotides. RefSeq names its product F-box/FBD/LRR-repeat protein At2g26030. The transcript has 2 exons. Bases 1 to 1386 code for a protein of 461 amino acids. NCBI's taxonomy places the organism in Eukaryota, Viridiplantae, Streptophyta, Magnoliopsida, Rosales, Moraceae. The record is from RefSeq and is a predicted model, not a curated record. Gene Ontology annotation, molecular function: protein binding.